AUGGUGUUACAACGAGUUCCCUCCAAAGAGCAAGCUAGAAGAUCCCACUCUGGUGAUCAAACUAGUACUGUAACAAAAGAAAAGUUGGAGAUUAACAUGGAUGGGGUCGCAGUGGAAGAGCUCGUGAGUCAUUGGUUAAAUACUCAUGCAGUGAUGAAGCCAUUUGCAAUAGCAACAAACAAGAAUCUCAGUGUGAUUCACCCCAUUUGUAAGCUUCUUUAUCCUCACUAUCAUGAUACCAUUAAUAUCAAUGCACUUGCUAGGCAAAACCUGAUUAAUGCAAAUGGCAUUAUAGAACAAUCAUUUUUGCCUGGAAAGUAUUCUAUGGAGAUGUGUUCAGUUGUUUACAAGAAUUGGGUUUUCACUGGUGGACUAAAGGAUGAUAAACUUCCUGAUAUGGUCGACAUUUCAUUAUUUACUAUUGACGAUGACAUUUAA
Messenger RNA from Vigna angularis (adzuki bean), 438 nucleotides. RefSeq names its product seed linoleate 9S-lipoxygenase-like. The record is from RefSeq and is a predicted model, not a curated record. Bases 1 to 438 code for a protein of 145 amino acids. Gene Ontology annotation, molecular function: metal ion binding; oxidoreductase activity, acting on single donors with incorporation of molecular oxygen, incorporation of two atoms of oxygen. Lineage: Eukaryota; Viridiplantae; Streptophyta; Magnoliopsida; Fabales; Fabaceae. Gene Ontology annotation, biological process: lipid oxidation. The transcript is spliced from 5 exons.